This is a messenger RNA of Macrobrachium nipponense, 4758 nucleotides long. RefSeq lists its product as uncharacterized. The coding region runs from base 404 to 1339 and encodes 311 amino acids. The record is from RefSeq and is a predicted model, not a curated record. Gene Ontology annotation, molecular function: 7SK snRNA binding; cyclin-dependent protein serine/threonine kinase inhibitor activity. The transcript has a single exon. Gene Ontology annotation, cellular component: nucleus; cytoplasm; nucleoplasm. Gene Ontology annotation, biological process: negative regulation of transcription by RNA polymerase II; negative regulation of cyclin-dependent protein serine/threonine kinase activity. NCBI's taxonomy places the organism in Eukaryota, Metazoa, Arthropoda, Malacostraca, Decapoda, Palaemonidae.
AUAGGUACUAGAUAAGCUCAGAAAGUUAAUAUAACUUUGUGAAAAUAAGGGGAAAGUGAAGCCAUCUUAAAGUCUCUGGCAACAAGCCCAUCCCAACAUUACCACACACGGGAGUUAACACUGACUUCACAGACCAGUCAGACGUUGUAUUCCCGUCAGCCAGCGGAAUACCUUGGUUACUCUGUUUUCUUGUGACAAGUCUUGUGGUUUUAUGUGACGUACGGACAGUUUAUGCACUGUAUUUACUGGUCCCACGGUGAUUUGUGAAGUAUCUGUAAACUGUGAGCAAAUAUUUGUUUGAAAUAGACAAGUGGAGUGACCCAGUGAGUAUCGGAUAGAGUUGCGGCGUUGCCACGCGCUCAAAAAGUCCACAGGGAAGCGUUGCCACGUUGGGAGUAGGAGGAUGAUGAUGAUGAUGGAGGCCCGAGUAUCAGCUGAGCCUCUUCAGGGUCUCUCGACGUCCAGCUCUUCUCAGCGAAAUUCAAAACACAGGUCCGUCAACAAUAACGACGCCAACAAGAAGAAAAAGAAAAGGCGGAGGAGGCGGAGGCGAACGCCCAAAUCGGAAAGUGCAAGCGAAAUAACUAACGCCGUCGCUCUUGGGCGUCCGACAUCGUCUUGCGACAGGGCCAGGGCCCUCUAUAGUGGCCCGCCCACACCCGUUUUGAGACCCGUGGGCGCCCAAGUGCCGAGGGCCCCCGAGAAUAGCACCCAAUUUAUUAUGGACGAUCACGAAAACUCCACUUUAUUCGUGAACUUCGACAAUUUCAGCACCCCCCAGUGGGAGCAGGAGCCACCAACGAGCGGAGGGGAGGAGGACCCUUACAUAGGGACCCCGAGUGGGACUCCCACGCAUCCCCUCAACCGGGACUGGUUCCCCUUCAACUUGGCAGACUUCGAAACUGCCUAUCAGAGCGCCCGCGAAGACAAAAUGAUGGCAGGCAGCACCACCGAUCUCAAGGCAGCCAUCGUCGCUCUGGAGGCCAGGGCUGCCGUCCUAACGGAUGCCUUAUCGGCCUCUCCCUCCCGGCUGCUGUCGACCCUACAGGCGCAGCUCCUGCACCUUCAGGAGGAGAACGCCGCCCUGCGUUACCGCCUCAACCGUUAUCAAGCCGAUCGUAAUCAUCUGCAAGGGUCGUCCUCUUCCUCGUCGACGGACAGCGACUCCGAGUCGGACUCGACCAAUUCCUCGAGCGACUGUUCGGAGUCGGACUGCGACACCUGCGCUGCUCGCCGUCAGCGUCCGGUAUCCGCCGACGACGAAAAGGAGAAUACGCGCCCUUCCCCCCUUCCUUCCACCCUCGCACAACCCGGGGUAGGAAGUACCUCCACGCCCUGAAUUAUUGGACAUUGCCUUCAGGUUUCAGUUAUUAUAGUCGACAAAAGAUGAUUCCAGCUGUCAUGAAAUCUAGUAACCGUUUUUUUUUUUUUCAGUUUUCUAGGUUGGGAUUUUAGUUGGUCUAAAGUUCUGGUUGAUACAGAAAUACCAUACCAUUAUAAACUUAAAUAUUCCAGAAUCAGUACCUUGCGACUCGUUAGUUAAUUAUAUAAUAAAGUAAAUUUGAAAGUUUCUGACAUAGCUUUAUUGACUGUGAUAAGGUUUAUAAAAUAGCUACUGUAUGAUAUGUGAGUUCCAAGGUAUAUUUGCAAUAGAUCAGUGUAUUAAGUAUAAUUAUCGUAGUUCUUUGUAAUUGAAUUUUUUAACGAUUGUAAAUACCGUUUGCUAGCGUCGGGUACAUCUUGAGUUUAAAAAUCAUUGCAGUUGUAUUUUGUAGAUUUAGUUUGGUCCGAUGACAAAUGGAUGACAGGAGGAAUAUUAAAAUAGUGAUGCCAAACCGGUAUGAUUGUAGGUAGGCCUAAUCUUAGAUACUUCGUUCAACCAUUUCAUUCUCAUGUAGGUGGAUUUAGUUUAGAUUAACUUAGUUUGUGUUGUAGACAAAGUUUUAAGUCUUUUACCUGUUCUAGAACUGAAGGACGAAUGUUAAAGCUAGUGGUCAGGUUGAGUCUAAGCCUGCGUAGGUCAUGAAACAAGGAUAAUGGGAUAUGCAUACUGUUUUUCAGUGAGCAGUUUGUUUUUAUUGAAAGAAUGAAAUAUGAAAGAAGGUCAUGUCAUAAAAACCGUACAUUUUUUUGCUAUAUUGAAAAAAAAAUCUUGUUUUCUUAAGAAUCUGUGGUCUUCGUAGAUCAUAUGUAUGUAAGCCGAUUUUAUAAGAAAAAUUGCUGUUUAUAUCUCUAAUUAGAAUAUCUCUAAUUAGAGACAACUACGUAUUUGAACUUGCAAUAUUUGACCGAAAUGUGGUCGUAAGGACUCCUGUUAGUGGCAAAUAUUUUGUUGUUGUAGUGGUAGCAGUAGACAGAAAGCUGUAGCCAAAUAUUUAAUGUAAUUUAUGAUAAACUUGACUAUGCAUUGUAUUCUUUCCUCAUGUUAAUUGAAGUUGCUGUGCAAAAAUGAAAGGUUGUCAGGUGGACAUUGGCUAAGGGUGUGUAAAUGUGUGUGAGGCUUAAUAAUUAUUACAUCAUUAAUAAGGAUGAUGAACAAAAUGACUUAAAUCAUGUUCGAACCAAUACUACAGCUUAAGACAAAAGUGUUUGUGUAUUAAGAAGGACCUUUUGCAUGUUAAUGUUGACAGUACUAUCAGAUAAAGUUGAUCGAGUUAAUGAUUUUGUCAAGUUAGUACUAUUGACAUCAUUCUGUAAGAGAAAAUUUUGGUGCAAGAACUGUGUUGGCAUUCAUUGUAGGGUGGUACAGCGAGGUCAUAAUUGCCCUUACUGUUACUAGUUAAGAAUAUCCUGUCUUUCAGUGCUUUCCACAAGUUAUAUAGAUUUUUAAGAAUGAUAGAUUAAUUUUACAGAAGCAGUUAAGAAUGAAUAUGCAGAUUUGUCUUUCUUGAAGGUUGGAAGGUAGAUCAUGGUAGCCUGCGCAUGGAACUACAUUACAUGAUAAACAGUGGUGUGAGUAGAGGAAAGAAGCUGGAAUAUAAUUUGAUGGCAACUUCCAUUAGAUAAGCUGUAUCUUCAAACUUUUGAUGGAAAUCUUUCUUAUCUUCUCUUCAAGUAUCUGUAGGCAGCAUUUUUUGAGUUUUGUACAGCUGUUAGUGAUGUAUAUUUUGUUUGAAAUUUUAAUGUUUUAUAUGCAAUAGUACAUGGUAAUGCGUGGUUGCUUUGUAAAUAUUCUAUCAGGCAAAGCAUUAUCAUUGCUCUCAUGGUAUAAAUGACUCUCCUCACAAUAGUUAUAUGCAACCCAUUAGUUACUGCCACAUACUGUACCUGCCAGGAAGUGAGGAUAGGAUGUACAUUAGAUGCUAAUAUGUAUUGCAUCUUGCCUCCUGAUGGGAAGUUAGGUGGACAGUUAAUAGCAUAAGGUCUGUUGUAUGUUUGAAAAAAUCCAGUGUUAGUCAGAAAAGAUUUGGACCACAACUGUACCUGUCCUCACGAUUGUGAUAUUAAUUAUUAAGAUAAAUGUAAGUUUGCUCAUUAAGAAGUACAUAACGAAGUAGUUACUGUUGGGGGAGAUUGAUAUGUGCUGUGGCAGUUUCUUUUUUUUUUCUAGAGAAGGAAUUUAUUUAAGAUUUUAUGUACAAAUUGCCCAAUUUUUAUGAAAAAUUGGGUUGUUAGUUUUUAUGGCUUUGCCAUCUAGUGCUCCUUUGAAACAGAGUAUGAGAUAUCAGUUUCCUUUUCAUACUUGGAGUUUAACUGAUUUCUUUUCAAGAGAGUAGCUUUGUACUGAUUAUGUUUUUGUGUUAAGCUUCAGAGUAGCUGCUUUGAAUAAAAGAUCCAUUUGUAUGUACGUCUUUGACGCAGAUCUCGAAGUAUAACAGCUCUUCAUCUUUCAGGACUUUGUAAUCUCUGUUACUACAAUGUAAGUUAUAGAAAAGGAAAAUCAUAAAACUAGCCAAUGUUGAAAUACACAUUGGAUGCCAUGUAAACCUUUCCUCUUCAAUUUUCAUUUCAAAGAAGGUUGCUAUAAAUAUUGUUUUAUGAGCAAGACUACAGUGUUAUGAUACAUACAGCACAUUUUAAAAUAUAAGAUUAAUCCACACAUGUUUCUUGCUAAUCCUGCAGUCAUCCAUGAACAGAAAAAAUGUAAUUUUGUAAGGCAAAAGUUGCCAGUAUGUUGGCAUUGAUGCAUUCAAAAUAUCCUUAAAUACUGUAGAUCAUUUGUUGAACAAGGAGGCAACAUUGUUUUGUUUUUCUAGAAGUAAAUCUAUUUGAUUUUUUUUUUUUUUAAUCGUAAGAUUUUUAUAUUAAUCGUAAGAUUUUUAUAAUGUUCAUCCAAUACAGAUAUCAGGAAGUUUCUUUUUUCCUAGUAUUAUGUUACAUCACAGUAUGUUUUAAAUUCACAACAGUGAUGUUCAGUAUUUGAAGAGUUAAUAUGUGUCCCACCUUUAAAUUUCAUUUUGUGGUUUAAUUCAGUUUAAUGUUAGCAAACCGUUUGAAUGAUAUUGUAGUCUUGAUCAUUCUUUUCAGUACUUGUUCUGUUGAUUAAUGUUAAAGUGCAGUACGAUUUCCCUGUGAACUGUGCUGUUUAGACAUGAAAUUGAAGCAUCUUUUAUUUUUUUGAAUGGAUAAUAGCAUUACAGUAUUAAACAGCAGAGUACUAUACCAUUCUUGUUUUUGUAUGUUUGACUUCUUUGCUCAUUAUAAAAUCUGUUGAAUAUGUCUUACGCAUAAUUUUUUGGUUUUGAGAUAUUAAAAAUUGUCAUCUUGUCAUUUAUUUGUUAAAAAAUCUGGUCAGAAUAAAAACUCACUUUUAAGUUA